This is a messenger RNA of Hippocampus comes (tiger tail seahorse), 3269 nucleotides long. It is a transcript of the gene mat2aa, whose product is annotated as methionine adenosyltransferase 2Aa. Bases 251 to 1441 code for a protein of 396 amino acids. Gene Ontology annotation, molecular function: ATP binding; methionine adenosyltransferase activity. The record is from RefSeq and is a predicted model, not a curated record. The transcript is spliced from 9 exons. Lineage: Eukaryota; Metazoa; Chordata; Actinopteri; Syngnathiformes; Syngnathidae. Gene Ontology annotation, biological process: S-adenosylmethionine biosynthetic process.
GCAACUUAAUAGGCUGCACUCCACAUAGGCCACUCCUGCCUCCACACAUGAAAGAACCCAAGCAGUCCAACCAGUUUUGAGAUCAGCAGCGGCGGGUCGCCUGAAGCACGACGCCGGGUGUUGGGUUUUUAUUAAUCGUGAGUCGGAGCGGUAUACGCAGACUGACAAAGGCCGCGUGUUAUCCCCCCCAUCUUCCCAUAUUGCGAGGAGGCUAUCCGAACGCCUAGCUUGUUGGCUAACAGUGUUCAAGAUGAACGGCGAGCUGAACGGUUUCCAUAACAACUCAUUCGUCGACGACGACUGCUUCCUCUUCACGUCCGAAUCCGUCGGAGAAGGACACCCUGAUAAGAUUUGCGACCAAAUUAGUGAUGCUGUUUUGGAUGCGCACCUCACCCAAGACCCAGAUGCCAAAGUAGCAUGUGAGACGGUCGCUAAGACGGGGAUGAUCCUGCUGGCUGGGGAGAUCACCUCCAGGGCUGUGGUAGACUACCAGAAGAUUGUGCGAGAGACAAUCAAGCAUAUCGGCUAUGACGAUUCUUCCAAAGGCUUUGACUACAAGACCUGCAACGUUCUGGUGGCUUUAGAGCAGCAGUCGUCCGACAUCGCUCAAGGCGUUUAUCUGGACCGCAAAGAGGAGGACGUGGGCGCCGGUGACCAGGGUCUGAUGUUCGGCUAUGCCAGCGAUGAAACGGAGGAAUGCAUGCCUCUCACCAUCGUCCUGGCCCACAAGCUCAACGCCAAGAUGGCCGAGUUACGCCGUGAUGGAACGCUCACGUGGCUCCGACCAGAUUCCAAAACUCAGGUCACAGUCCAGUACAGACAGGACCGCGGCGCCGUGGUUCCGCUCCGCGUCCACACCAUUGUCAUUUCCGUGCAGCACGACGAACUCGUCGGUCUGGAGGAGAUGCGUCACAGUCUGAAGGAGCAGGUGGUCAAAGCGGUGGUCCCUCCUGGCUAUCUGGACGAUAAUACCAUCUAUCACCUUCAGCCCAGUGGUCGCUUCGUCAUUGGUGGGCCACAGGGUGACGCUGGUCUUACUGGGCGCAAAAUCAUCGUUGAUACUUACGGCGGCUGGGGCGCCCACGGAGGCGGCGCUUUUUCGGGCAAGGACUACACCAAGGUGGACCGCUCCGCCGCCUAUGCUGCUCGCUGGGUUGCCAAGUCACUCGUGAAAGCGGGACUGUGCAGGCGCGUUCUGGUCCAGGUGUCCUACGCCAUCGGGGUGGCGCAUCCGCUCUCAGUCUCCAUUUUCCACUACGGGACGUCCCAGAAGAAUGAGAGUGAGCUGCUGGACAUCGUGAGGAAGAAUUUCGACCUACGUCCAGGAGUAAUCGUGAGGGAGUUGGACCUAAAGAAGCCCAUCUACCAGCGCACUGCAGCUUACGGUCACUUUGGCCGUGCUCUCUUUUCAUGGGAGAUUCCCAAGGAGCUCAAAUACUAACUCCCCUACCCUACCGCUACCCGCCUUGCUCAUUUCAUGUAGCGCGUGUUCAUCUCUUUCCCAUCUUACUCUUCCUCUGCACAAAAUAGCCCCCAUCACUGCCACAUCUGUUGCACUAUGUACUUUGGUAUUGGGCCAUUUAGUCAGCUUGCUCAACCCCGUUUAAGAGCCGCCGCAUUUGUCUUGAGACGACUUUCUGCCCGAGGCAACCAAGCGCACAACCGUCGUCGUUUCUUUGUCCGUGCUGUCCCUUCACGCCAUUUUCUUUCUGACGUUUUACAGAGAAGUCAGAAGCUGCUACUGACCGUUUUGGCUGUGUUGGGGCUUCACGUAAACUUCACUCCAUUUUUAAAACGUAAUUUUAUUUUGUCACUCGAAAUGUCAGGCGGUCGUUCUAAACGAGGUUAAGUGUUCUGGAUGUCAUUUCAGCGUAGCCAAGCCCGUUUACAUCAAGGGGGGCUUCACUUGCUCAUGUGACACUGCCCCGUACUUGAAGCAUAGAAUGUCAUUUGAUUGUCGUGGGACCGAAAUUGUUGCCAACGGCAGCCAAAAAGGUCUGUUGAGUUCCUGCUUGUUGUUGAAUCACACGUACAGUAAUAGGUGCCCGUUGUGUAGCGUCAGUUUCGAAAUGCCGACACAACGUGAUCAUAUUUAACUCAUUGAAUUUGCGACACGCUCCUCACUCUUUGCGCCUAAUUAAGUGUGACCUGCACUCCUAUGUUCAACCAAGUUGCAGCCGAAGUAUUAUUUACUCCCCCCCCCCCCCCCCCCGUAGCAGAUGUAUUCCUCUAAACCAAUGUUCACGCAUUGCUCGUCACUAUGUUCGUUCCAAAGAUUUGUUGAAGCACAAGAUCUUCCUUUUUCUUUCCGCCCAAUUGAAAUUGAUUGCAUUUUAAAAAUGCUCCUGACCGUCGCCAAAGGAGAUUGUGAUGAUAAGCUGCUUACUCGCCUAUGCCUUUUACGCAGAAUGUAGUGAUUGUGGCGAUGAGCAGUAAAAACCACCUGGUAAUUUCCCGUCUUUGGGGGUAGUGCCCAAGUUGGGGCCAGAUUUGUGAGACAUGGAAGAGCCGAAAGCCUGAAAAAGCGCGUGGGGUUCAACACCUGACACUCUCCCUUCACAAUUAAAGCUGCCCAAGAAGUAGUUCGCUCGUCCCACCAGAUGCUGAUAUCAUCAGGCCUCGAUUUGGCUUCAUGUAAGAUUUAGACAAUGGUGGUCAUAUUCCAUCCUGCUGGGUUCGAUGUAAAAGGUACAGGUGAGCAAUGCAUCUAUUGAAGUCAAAUGCCCCAUUGUGUAAUUACUCUGCAUCUGGCAGCCUGUGUUAUGCCUGGUCCACUUUUUUCCCCCAGUUCUGUACCUUAUCGAUCCAGGCUCGAACAAGCAGUGUCGUGUGAAAGGGGCUUUGGCAAGGCGCUUCGAUCUCUGACACCCCCGUGUGGUUCCUGGAGUGUACUACAUACAAAUUUUAGGAGCUCCACGGAUGUGUGUGGUCUAAAGAGCGUGUGAGCCGAAUCAUCAGGUAGCUUUGUUUAAAACCACAAGAUGGGAGAGUCCUUAAUUGGCUGGUGUUGUACAGAGAAACCAGCCUGUUUACACGGGACCUCCCGCAGGUUUUCCCUUCCUAAAUUAUUCUGUGUAGAACUUUAUUACUGUGUGUGUUCGCUAAUUAUUAUUAAGUGCCUUUUCUCAUUGUCUGCAUUGCCGAACACCCACCCCCCACCUUUUUUUCCUUUGUUGCACACUGUGUCACCUAGGAGUCUAACCUGCUGUUGAGCUUCUCCCUCAAGCUCUUAAAAUAAACAGCAUGCUUUGCUCAUGCAUUUUGGAUUA